Messenger RNA from Naegleria lovaniensis, 1455 nucleotides. RefSeq lists its product as uncharacterized. The transcript has 2 exons. Bases 1 to 1455 code for a protein of 484 amino acids. NCBI's taxonomy places the organism in Eukaryota, Heterolobosea, Eutetramitea, Acrasida, Naegleriidae. Gene Ontology annotation, biological process: lipid metabolic process. The record is from RefSeq and is a predicted model, not a curated record.
AUGGCUGUCACUUGCACUACUAUCAAAUCCUCACAACUUCGAGAGGAAAAACGAGAUUGUGCCAAAAUUGCUCCAGCAACUCCAAGUUCACACGACGUGGCCGUGACCAAAUCUCCAUUAAAAACUCCGUUCCGUGCCAUUCAUGACAAUGCAGAUAUUGUUGAAACCACACCAGAGAAUCCAUGGCGACCUUAUCCAUGGUGUUUGUGGCCUGAUUGGUUUAGUGGAGUUUUAGGAUUAUCUAUUAUGGCUCCAUUGACUCCACCUGUCGUGGUGUUAUUGACCUUAUCGAAUGUUUGGAUGGCAUUGAUUAAGAAUUCUUGGAGUUUGUUUUUAUCUAGGGUUCCUUUGAUUCGGUCAAUUCCAGAUUUGGUUUAUGAGAAAUUUGCAAAAUUUGCUGCUAAGAAAAUUAUGAACAAUGAGAAAAAUUCAGAGUUCAUUCCUUCAUUGUUGUGGUUGACAGUGUUGUGCCCAACAAUUUUAGGAGUUGCCUUGUACAGAUUCUACCAUUAUGGAUUCGAAUUUUGGUUCUUCUUCCUCUACCAUUUACUUCGUUUGGGUCCUCGUUUUCGAUUCUUUACUCAUUUACACGUCCUUUUGCAUAAGGAAGGUCACGACCACGAUGGAUUUUUCAAUAACAAAACUUUCCUCCACCACUUGAAUCAUUGGUAUGUUCAAUGGUUCUUGGGACCUUUUUACGGACAAGUUCCAAAUUCCUACUGCAUUGGUCACAACAAGAUUCAUCACAAAUUUGACAAUGGUUUGGAUGAUGUUCACACCAAUAUUGACUUGGAUCGAACUAAAUCUUGGAGUUUUAUCAUGUAUGCACCAAGAUUUGGUUCCUACUGGGUUGGAACUUCAUGUUUCUUCCAUUUUCUUAUUCAUGGAGAAUACAAGUUUGCUUGGGGUAUUUUGAAAGGAAUGAUUGUAUAUUAUGGAUUAUGGAUGUUGAGUUAUUAUACCAUGGGAUUUACUUUUACAUUUGCUUAUUUGGUUUUACCUCAACUAGAAGCGAUUGUGUUCUUUGCUGCUAUUUCUUACAUGUGGCAUUUGUGGAUUGAGCCCAAAGAUCCAACCAAUCCAUAUAUUAACUCGGUGACGAUUGUGAACGGACAUGAUAAUGUUUGGGGUGAAGAUUAUCAUGCCAUUCAUCAUCAUGCAGUUUCUGUGCAUUGGCGAGAUGCAGACGCUCAUUAUGUUCAACAUGAGCAAGAAUAUGCUGAUAAUCAAGCAACCAUGUUCACAGAUUGUGAAGAAGGUGUCUUGCUCUAUUGGAUCUUUAGCCAGCAAUGGGAUGAGGUUGCUAAACAUUUUGUGGAUAAGACUGGCAAAAUGACUCUUGACGAAAAGAAGGAAUUGGUCUUGAAGAGAGCCAGGUGUACUUUUGGAAAGAAGACUCAAUAUGGAUGGAAGCACAUGUUCCAAUUCUUUUUGGGAAAGCUUAAAUCUCAAUAA